Eufriesea mexicana is the source of this 3963-nucleotide messenger RNA. It is a transcript of the gene FANCI, whose product is annotated as Fanconi anemia complementation group I. The transcript is spliced from 22 exons. Lineage: Eukaryota; Metazoa; Arthropoda; Insecta; Hymenoptera; Apidae. Gene Ontology annotation, biological process: DNA repair. The record is from RefSeq and is a predicted model, not a curated record. Bases 1 to 3963 code for a protein of 1320 amino acids. Gene Ontology annotation, molecular function: DNA polymerase binding.
AUGCAUCAUCAUUUCGAAAAUCCAAGAAAACGUAGUGAAUUACGUGCAUUUGUCAAAGAUUCGAAUGUCGAAGAGCUUAUACAAUUAGUACAUAACAAUAUUUGUAAAUCGGAUGCUACAAAAAUACUAGAUAAUCUUUUGCAAGCAUUUUCCGAUUCUGACGCCUGUCAGUUGAAACGGCGGAAACUUAUCGAAUCUACCAUAAAAAGUUUGGAAAAGAGUAAAAUAUCUACCGAGCAAGCGAAUGCAGUCAUUAAUCGGAUAAUUUCUGACUUUCCAAGAUAUUCAAAGCAACAUCUUGUCAAACUUGUUGAUUUUUGUAUUACAAAUAUUCGCAAUGAUGAUGACAAAUUACACAGUUGGAAAGAAUUAUUGCCAGCACUAUUUGAAACACUGGAAAAUGAAAAGUAUCUCGUUUACGCAAAUACCCAAGUUUCCGGAAGCGAAUAUAAAUCAUUAAUUGUUAAAGCUAUAUGUAAUGACCAAUGGAAUGUCAAUCUCUUACCAUCUUUAACCAAAAUGUUUGGAGAUAUGAUAUUAGACAAGACAGAUCGCAAUGAAGUUUUGAAGUCAUUAUGUUCUGCUCUUUUGAACCUAUCUUUAGAUCAAGUACCUUCAUUUACAUAUCAAGCAUUAAAAUUAUGCAAAGAACGAGAUAAUCAGAAACUAUUGGAUGCUUUAUCCAAAUAUUUUGAAUUAUGUUAUUCAAAAACAAUUUUAACUAGUGACAAGAAUAGUUUUGAAGACAUAGAUAUAGUUAAUAUAAAAGAGGUACAAGACAUUGAGAGCACUGUUUUAUAUCAUGUCUAUCAAGCUACUCAGUUAAAUCAUGAAAGUAUAAAAGAUUUCAUUCGUUUUCUUAAACAUGUAUCUUAUGCCUCAGAAUAUAUGCUACAAUCAUUUAUGCUCUCUGUAUUGAUGUCAGUUUCUGAUAUAUAUGAAGAUCAGAUCUUUGAGACACUAAGAGUUGCUAUCAUUCACAAUAAUUUAGGAAAAGAAAAACGACAAAGUAGUGCAUGGUUGAGACAACUUAUACCUUCUCCUUGCAAUAUAAUUGGUAUUAUUCAACAAGUUAUUGAGAGCAGCAAUAAAGAUCGUCAUUUAGUAUUAAAAGGUCUCACCAAUUUAGCUUUUACAUUAAUGAAUAUUGAUCAAAAAUCAAAAAAUAAUGUGACAGAUAUGUGCAAUAUGGGAUCUGAAAUAAUACAAGAAAUAAUUAAAAAACGCCAUGAAACAGUUCCUUUCGUGUUGCAAGAAUUGAUUAAUAAAAUAGUAGCAGCAAGUGCAUCAGCAACGCAUUAUACAAACUGUUUGAGACUUAUGUGUCGUGAAUUAUCAAUGAUUGUUUUGGAUCACCAAGUCUACAUUAUGACAAUUCUUGAACAAUUACUAUUCUUGCACUGUACAGUUGCUAAUCAAGUUUUGUAUGCCAUUCUUCCAUUGGUGCACAUUUCAUCCAAUAUACGAGAAAAUCUUUUUUUAACUUUGAGAAAAGCUCUUUAUAGGAAAGGUGUAUUAAAGCGACAGAUAGCUGUCUCAGGGUUUCUUGAAAUGUUGAAAAUGCAACCUCGGGGUAGCUUCAGAUUUAGCCAAAGUUGUAAUUCUUCUAGGCAUACGAUUAGCUCUGGUUCUAAAGCAAUAGUAACUCAGGUAACUUUAGAGUAUACCUCCCAACAAGAAAAACUGAAUACAGAACUCGAUAAAACUUUAUGCUACGAAAUAGUGGAUAUAUUAAAAAAAUGCUUUACUUACGAAUUCGAAGUCAAAUUACAUUUCUAUGAAGGUCUGUACCAUACUGUGACCAAAAAUCCGGAAAUAACAGAAAUUCUACUGGAUAUGCUUCUUUCACAUUUGAAUAUUUACCUUAACAUAGAUGAUAGUAUAUUACCUCCUGUAAAAUUGGAAUUAUGUACAGAUAUUCACGGUGCAGAGGUAGUUUUACAGGAACCUAUCGCACAAUUGAUAUUUGUAUUACAAAAAAUAUAUAUUAAUACAGUUGUAAAAGAUUCAAAUACUUUCAUAAAAUUACAUGAUGUUUUGGAGUCACUAUGUAGAAAAAUGGCAGCUACUGAAUUGGAACAUUUACAUCUGGAACAUGGAAUUGACAUAUUACACGGAGAUUUUCCGAAAUCUCAAAUAAGGAUAAAAAACCUUCAUAUGGCUAUUGCAAUAUAUGAGGCUCUCAUAGCGUUUCGAAUCGGGGAAUGGUCGAAAGGAAAUGAAGAUAACUUCCAUAAUAUUGAUGAUUUGUUCAAAGGAUAUACACGUUUGAUAGAUUUCAUUAAAUCGCAAUCCAUAAAAAUUAAAAAAGUCGAUAAUGGUAAAGCCAGAAAAGAUAAGGAUGUAAAUAAAACGAACAAGAAGAUUAUUAAAUUAAAUAACAUUAGAAUACCAGACACUAUUAUGGAUUUGGAUGUGAUUCGUCAAAGUUUAUCCCUUUUAUUUUCACAAUCUUCUAUCCAAAACGAAAUUGCACUACGAAAAAAUCAUAAUUUAAGUUGCUACAUAUUACAAACAUGUGAAUGCCUUUUACAACGUAUAAGAUUAUUUACGAAGGAUAUUUCUCAACCGCAAAAUCGUCAAUAUUUACUUACAUAUAUUGAUAUUGGGAGAUUAUUUUAUAAAUAUUUAGUGCAAAAUUUGAACGAUGCACUUACAAAUAACGAACAGAUAAUUAUAUUGGCCUUGCAAUGUUUCAAAGAAAUUUGUAACUAUAUAUGUACAUCACUUCCGUUCGAAUUAUCGAGAUUUCUCAAUUCAAUUCUUGAAAUAUCAGCUAAGGAGGAUCCAGUAUCUACAGAUAUUAAUCUACAAUUACAAGAAAUUAUUUUUUCAUUAAACCCUUACUUAAAAGCAUCUCUUACAAAAGAAACAAGUGACGAUGAGAGAAAUAAAGUACCAUUCCUAUUGUUACAAAUAGUGGAACAGUUUACAUAUAAAAUUAAUUUUGAAAAUUACAAUUCUACCAAGAUGUUUGAGGAUACUAAAAAAAUGAUUCAAAUAGAAAAUAUUCAAAGUUCUAUCAUUCCUGCAAUUGUACAAUUUGUCUUAUAUUUGGAAGAAUACACACAAGAAUAUGGAGAGACAUUAAAUGAAAUUUGUAUAGAACUAUGUGAAAAAGCUGGAAGUAUUGAUGGUACUGAAUUAGUAACAAAUAAACUAUAUAAAGUUAUACACGAGGAUACCAUAUCACAAAUUUACAAUGUCUUGAACUAUCACAUUAAACAGAAAUUAGAUAAUGCUUCAUGGUUAUUAUUGCGAUUAAAGGCAGAAGACAACAUAGUUCGAGUACCUAAAACAGUCAAUGAAGUUUGGAACAACAGUUUAAGGGAAAAAGAACGGAAUCUGUGUAAACAAUUAUCUUAUCUUGCUCAAGUACUUCAUACAUUAGCUAAUACAACAAUCAAACCAGGCCUAUGUACUGAUGUUACCUUCAGAAAUUUGCAAUACUUAUAUCAUUUGCUUGGAAAUCUUACAAAAUAUUUUUAUGUAAAAUCAAGUGGUCAAAAUGCGGCGUUCCAAGCGGUUAAAUUCAUUCAAGUGGUACAAUUGGCUGGUAAACCAUUAAAGUCUGCUUUUUAUAAUCUAGUAACAUAUGUUGAGGAAAAUCAGAACAAAUCACAAUCGAAAUCCGAUUCAUAUGCACAAAGGAAUAAAAUUUUGAAAGAAACGAAAAUAAUACCUCGGGUAGUAUAUGAGAUCGAGCAAUUUAACAAAGAAAUAUUGCUGCUUGGCAAAAGGACAGACGUACCAUUAGGAAAUUAUAUAAAACACAGUGUAACGAGAGAUUUUCGAAUCAAAAAUCCACAAUUGGUUGAAGGACUUGAAAAAAUGGAUAUUAGUUUGCUUGCUUCAUCAAAUCUAGAAAACGUUGAAAGCGAGAUCCAUACUUCGAACAUGGAUGAUUCUGAUAGUAACAGCUCUGGUACAUCUUCAAGAAAACGACUUAGGACAGAGGAUUGA